AUGGGUUCAAGCACUACCACCCCACCACCCCGCAUACGGGCCGCCCUCUUCGACAUGGACGGCCUCCUAAUCGACUCCGAAGACAUCUACACAAUAGUCACGAACAAAAUUCUCGAGCGCUACGGCCGCCCACACAUCCCCUGGUCCAUAAAAGCCCAACUGCAAGGCCGACCAGGCCCACAAGCGGCACUGAUCUUCCACGAAUGGGCCAAACUCCCCAUAUCAAACGAGCAAUUCCUCGCCGAGCAAUCAGAACUCCAGCGCGAACUCUUCAAAACUACAAAACCGCUACCGGGCGUCCUGGACUUGCUGGAAGGCCUGAAGAGCAGGGGGGUGCAUAUUGCUCUCGCAACGAGCAGUCACAAGGGCAACUUUGAAUUGAAGAGCGCGCAUCUUGGCCAUUUGUUUGAUCACUUUGCGCCUGAACACCGUGUUUUGGGGGAUGAUCCGCGGAUAGCGCCUGGUCGCGGGAAACCUGCUCCCGACAUUUACCUUCUUGCGCUUUCGACACUCAACAAGACAUUGGAAGAGCAAGGACAACCGCCUAUUCGGCCGGAAGAGUGCUUGGUUUUUGAGGAUAGCGUGCCAGGGGUUGAGUCUGGUCGGAGAGCAGGCAUGCAGGUGGUGUGGUGUCCCCAUCCAGAUUUGUUGGUGGAGUACAAGGGCAGGGAGAAAGAGGUACUUGCAGGACUGACGGGCGAGUACAAAGAGACUGAUGAGGAAAAGAAGAAGAAGGCGGAGGAGUUGGCUCUACAAGGAGAGCGACAGAUUGACACGACUAUGCAGAUUGACGAUGGAUGGGCAUGGUUGUACAGUACCCUGGAAGGCUUUCCAUACGAUACCUACCAAAUAGAAACAAAGGUCUGA
Messenger RNA from Bipolaris zeicola 26-R-13, 867 nucleotides. RefSeq lists its product as uncharacterized. Gene Ontology annotation, molecular function: phosphatase activity. Lineage: Eukaryota; Fungi; Ascomycota; Dothideomycetes; Pleosporales; Pleosporaceae. The transcript is spliced from 2 exons. Bases 1 to 867 code for a protein of 288 amino acids. The record is from RefSeq and is a predicted model, not a curated record.